AUGAAGGGAGAGUCAGAAUCAGUUGGUCCAAUAGCCAGAAGAGGCCCUGGUGUCCCCGAGGAUGGGAGCAGAAGAGAACUGUGGGAAGGAAGAGUGCAGAAGGGCCUGGGAGAGGAUUUUCUCCCUUCAGAUGUGCAGCGCCAGCAAUUCAGGCACUUCUGCUACCAGGAGGCCGAAGGGCCCCGAGAGGUCUGCAGCCGCCUCCACCAUCUUUGCCACCAGUGGCUGAAGCCAGAAGGCCACAGCAAGAAGGAGAUCCUGGACCUGGUGGUCUUGGAGCAGCUCCUGGCCGUCCUGCCCCCGGAGAUGCAGAGCUGGGUCAGGGAAUGCGGUCCGGAGACCAGUUCCCAGGCGGUGGCCCUGGCAGAAGGCUUCCUCCUGAGCCAGGCAGGUGCCAAGAAUCGGGACCAGCAGGUACAUGAAAAGAUCACACAGGAGCAUCACCACGGAGCAACUUUUCCAGGUGGGGCCUUGACAGAAGUGAUCUGUUCUUUGCCAUCUCUUUGUGGAAGACAGAAAGCGGUUUCCGUGUGGCCAGAUCGGGCUCCAGUGACAUUCGAGGAGGUGUCUGUUCAUUUCACCGAGGAGGAGUGGACUCUGUUGGAUCCAGACCAAAGACGCCUUCACAAGGAAGUCAUGGAGGCCAAUCGUCAGACUGUGGCCUCUCUGGUAGGAGGCUUGUGGGAGUCACCGAAUGAAAGGAAAAAGCAUCCAGUGAUGGAGAAAGAGGAUCUGUAUUCAGACGGGGAAGAGAAGACCGAAUAUCGUGAUGCACGGAGGAAGGAGGAGGGAAAAGAUGGUUAUAGAGAGAGGGAUACUUCUAAUCUUUUAGAGGGGGGUAACUCUAUACUGGAAAAAAUAUACAAAGGAGAGAAUAGGAAUGAGCUCACUGCAAGCAUGGAAAAUUUUCCUUGCACAUCAGAUACUAAUAAUCAAAGGAAGAUGUAUAGCAAAAAGAAAAUCCAUCAGUUCCCGGAGUGUGGGAAAAGCUUGAGUCACAGUGGAAAACUCACUGAUCAUCAAAAGAUUCACAUAGGGGAAAAACCAUAUAAGUGCCUGGAGUGUGAGAAAAGCUUCAGUCACAGUGCAGACCUUUUUUCCCACCGAAGAACUCACACAGGGGAAAAACCAUAUAAAUGCCUGGAGUGUGGAAAAAGCUUUAGUUGGAGUAAAGAUGUUACUGUCCACCAAAGUAUUCACAUGGAGGAGAAGACAUAUAAAUGCCUGGUGUGUGGAAAAAGCUUCAGUCAGAGUAAAGAUUUUAAUGUCCACCAAAGAAUUCACAUGGGGGAGAAACCAUAUAAAUGCUUGGUGUGUGCAAAAAGCUUCAGUCAGAGUCAAUAUCUUACUGUCCACCAAAGAAUUCACACAGGGGAGAAACCAUAUAAGCGCCUGGUGUGUGAGAAAAGCUUCACUUGGAAUAAAGAUCUUACUGUCCACCAAAGAAUUCACAUGGGAGAGAAGCCAUAUAAAUGCCUCAUGUGUGAGAAAAGCUUCAGUCAAAGUAGUGAUGUUACUGUCCAUCAAAGGAUACACACAGGGGAGAAGCCAUACAACUGCCUGGAGUGUGCGAAAAGAUUCAUUCAGAGUGGGCAUCUUACUAAGCAUCAAAGGAUACACACUGGGGAGAAGCCAUAUAAAUGCCUGGAGUGUGGGAAAAGUUUCAGUCGAAGUGAUAAGCUUGCUUCCCAUAGAAGAAUUCACACAGGGGAGAAACCAUAUAGAUGCUUAGAGUGUGGAAAAGGCUUCUGUCAGAGAGGGAACCUUACUCAGCAUCAAAGGAUUCAUACAGGAGAGAAACCAUACAACUGCUUGGAGUGUGGGAAAAGCUUCAGUCGAAGUGAUAAGCUUGCUUCCCAUAGAAGAAUUCACACAGGGGAGAAACCAUAUAGAUGCUUAGAGUGUGGAAAAGGCUUCUGUCAGAGAGGGAACCUUACUCAGCAUCAAAGGAUUCAUACAGGAGAGAAACCAUACAACUGCUUGGAGUGUGGGAAAAGUUUCAGUCAGAGUGGAAACCUUAUUUCCCAUAGAAGAAUUCACACAGGAGAGAAACCAUAUAAAUGCCUGGAGCGUGGGAAAAUUUUCAGUCAUAGUAAUCACCUUACUUACCAUCAAAGGAUUCACACUGGGGAGAAACCAUAUAAAUGCCUGGAGUGUGGGAAAAGCUUCAGUCGAAGUGGUACGCUUACUUCUCAUCAAAGAAGUCACACUGGGGACAAACCAUACAAAUGCCUGGAGUGUGGAAAAGGCUUCACUCAGAAUCGAAACCUUACUGCCCAUCGUAGAAUUCACACAGGGGAGAAACCAUAUAAAUGCCUGGAGUGUGGGAAAAGUUUCAGUCGAAGUGAUAAGCUUGCUUCCCAUCAAAGAAGUCACACUGGGGACAAACCAUACAAAUGCCUGGAGUGUGGGGAAAGUUUCAGUCGAAGUGAUACACUUAUUUCUCAUCAAAGAAGUCACACUGGGGAGAAACCAUACAAAUACAUGCAGUUUGGGAAAAGUUUCAGUUAGAGUGAUGAGCUUACUUCCCAUUAAAAACUUCACAUAGGAGG
This is a messenger RNA of Eublepharis macularius, 2552 nucleotides long. Its product is annotated as zinc finger protein 271-like. Gene Ontology annotation, biological process: regulation of DNA-templated transcription. The coding region runs from base 1 to 2511 and encodes 836 amino acids. The transcript has 6 exons. Lineage: Eukaryota; Metazoa; Chordata; Lepidosauria; Squamata; Eublepharidae. The record is from RefSeq and is a predicted model, not a curated record.